Molecule: messenger RNA, 555 nt
Organism: Indicator indicator
Lineage: Eukaryota; Metazoa; Chordata; Aves; Piciformes; Indicatoridae
Gene: TMEM205
Product: transmembrane protein 205
Exons: 3
Coding region: 1-555 (184 amino acids)
Source: RefSeq, a predicted model, not a curated record
AUGGUGAGGGAUGCAGAGGCCUCCACCACCAUCAAACUGCUGCACCUGCUUUGCCUUUCCACCUCCUGGCUGGUAGGUUGCAGUCUGUGGCUCUCCCCUCCUGCAGGGUUUGUGAUGAGCAGCCAUCUCCCUCGCUGCACCUUCAGCUUCAUCCAGCUCAAGCUCUUCCCCUACUACUUCCACAUCAGCUCUGCUUGUGCCUUCUUCAGCCUUGCCCUAUUUACCAUGCACCACCCCAGCGAGCUGCUCAGCAAUGAACAACAGACCCAGCUCGUCCUCUUUGUUUGUGUGGCUGCCUCAGUGCUGAACACACAGUGGUUCAGGAGGGUCACCUCUGACACGGUGGCAGCCAUGCACCUCAUGGAGCUUACCCACAGCCUCGGCCCAGCCACCCACCAGUCCUGCCAGCAGCUGCCUGCCUCCAACCCCACCUACAAGCAGCUGUCCCAGGAGCUCACCUUCUACCAUGCUCUCUCUUCCCUCUGCAACUUCUGCUGCAUUGUGUGUAACGGUCUGAACCUCUACUACCUGGCUGCUGCUCUCCCUGCCCUGUGA